Hippocampus zosterae (dwarf seahorse) is the source of this 4418-nucleotide messenger RNA. RefSeq names its product protein FAM222A. NCBI's taxonomy places the organism in Eukaryota, Metazoa, Chordata, Actinopteri, Syngnathiformes, Syngnathidae. The record is from RefSeq and is a predicted model, not a curated record. Bases 1319 to 2683 code for a protein of 454 amino acids. The transcript has 4 exons.
UUUUUUAACUCGGCCUCAAAAAUAUGUUUGCUGAUAACCACUAUUGCCGGUCUACAGUACAGAGUUGGUCCACAGUUUCUGUUGAGUCUCCUGACUAAUGAUGCUAAACGUUAGGAUGUAAAUAAUCUUUUCCCAUUGCUUGUUACCAUGAAGCUAAGUGAACGUUGUUUUAAAUACACUUACAUUGAAUGGCUGUGAUGAUGUGUACAUUGCGUCUACCUCUUAAUGUAGUUAAUAAUGACUUCAACUGUGUUCACUUUUAUGUGGUAACAAAUAUAUCCAAGAAAAUACACCUGUAUGACGACUGCAAGCGCUGUCUGCCGGCACUGCUGGCUGUGUCCUAAAUAAGGCAAGUACAAGAGGGGUAUUGAUUUUCUCAUUUAUCCCUCAACAAGAAGGCAAACAAGAAUGUUAUGUAUGGGGCAAUUUCAAGGCCGGGGAUGGUGACUGGCCUGGAAGGAAGGUCCUUUGGUUGCUAAGCAACCUCGGGCCAUGACAAAAAUUUAAGGUAGUCAAUAACAUGUCUUCUUCCCCGAGUUUUUUUUAAGUGCAACAAAGAGCGUUAUGCUUUUCAGUAAGUUUUUUAACACUUUAACAAGACUUGCCAGUAAUAUUUUUUAUCCAUAAAGUCAUUUCUUUUCAUGCUUGUCUUUCUUACAAUUACAAGAAAACUGAAGUCUCCCUGGACAGUGAAAGGCAGAGCACAUGUAGCUAAAUAAACAAAACUUUCUCACCUAAAUUACAAACUAUGGAAAUUCAAAAUAUGCGAUUAAUCAAUUCAAGUGACACCGCCUGAAAUCACAAACUUUUACAUAUUUCCCCCACCCCUGAUUUCGACGUCCGAGUCCUUUAAGCGUUUCGGCGAAACAGCAACGUGCUUCGCUUGACGGGAAUGGCGUCAUCACACUGACCCUCCCUUUCCGUCCUCUGAUUGGCCCAACCGUGGGAAUAUCCGCGGAGGCAGCGUUGAUUGAUUGGCUCCGGGGGACGGAGCCGGUUUGGCCAGAGCGCCGGACUGGACUCAUCAUUUCCCCUCAGCGACGUCUCUCAAAGCGGGGAAGCCAGCACUACAACACCGGCUCUUCCUCCGCGGAGCUACGGGGCUGUCUGGGACGAACAAACCGGGGCCAAGGGGUCGGCGAAAGAAAGGAUUAAAAUCGUCGCGGUGGCUUCGUCAAGGAGUUCAAUGGCAUCGCGGAAUCUGCGGGAAGGAAAACACUGGCACUUCCAACCAGCCAGCCGCGGAGAAGAUAAACAAGCCGCAUGAGGAGAAAACUCUCAGGUGCACCCAGGCUGUGUGCAGCCAUUAAGCGCCACCAUGCUGGCUUGCAUUCAAAGACGGCAGAACCUGUCUUCGCAGCAUUUGACCUGCGUGCCGACAAGCCUGGAUGUCCUGACGCCACCAUUGCUGCUACCUGCGCCCCCGCCGUCGCAGCCACACACUAGCAAAGGCGAGCCACCCUCGGCGGCUUCCCGCUACCCGUCUCCCGCCGAGCUGGACGCCUUCGCCAAGAAGACCGCCAACAAUCCACUGUGCAUCAAGAUCUUUCCCUCGGACAUCCGGGUACCGCAACACAAACAGCUGAACAAGACGGUGAACGGCUUGGACACCACGGGCCAUAGCUACAGCCCCUACUCGCAGCCCUACUCCGGAGGCUACCGGGGCUUGUUAGCCAUCGGCAAGGCGGCGGCGGUUAAGGGUGUGGUGAAGAACUCUGAGGGGAAAAGGACCAAACAGACGCACAAUCAGGCUUGUCUGACGCCGUAUAAAAAUCCAGUGAAUGGUGGAUAUAGCAACCGGCACGGGCACAAGGCCUAUCACGUAAACUCGUGUAAGCCCGACGUUCCUGUGGAAACGCUUUGUUCUCGUGCCGAGCUGCCCUCCGGAGAUCACGGCCUGCUCCCUCACUCUGAGCUGGCGGAGGUUCAGAGCCUGAUGAGGCAGCUGAACAGAGUCCCCCGGCCAGGGGGCGAGGCGAGGGCCAGCCCCUCUCUGCGGGCGGUGGCGGCGGUGGCGCGCCCGGACUUGGGCGCGGGCGUGCCCCCGACGCAAAGUAGCAUGGCGUUCGGCGGGGCAGUGGUCCCCACGCAGAGCGCCGCCCACGUGGCCCAAGCAGACUACGCCGUGUGGCAGCGCAGCCAUCAGGUCUACCGACAGGGAGCGGCGAGGAUGUACAACCUCGCGGCGGCCGACUGCGGCGUGGGACAAUCUCCCGAAAGCUGCCUAACUUUGGCGUCCUCCUCUUACGGGGUGCAUCCACCCAUGCAGGGUCACUUGUCCGUCAGACACUUCUUCACGCCGCUCUGGGACGGCCUCACCGCCACGCCCAAUGGCGACUGCUACGCUUCUCAGGUGCCGGGUACCAUGGCGCCCCCGCAUUCCCAACUCCGCCAACACCACCAGACACAUUUCCAUCCUCCCCCUCUUCCAGUUCAUCCUCAGGUCUACGGCACAGAGCAAAAUGCCUGCCGCGGGCCGCCGGGCGCCAGUCUAUGCCACGCCGCAGCACUCAGCAGAAGUCUGCAGUCUCUGGAGUGCCUCAUCAGUGAAAUCCAGCCGCCCUGCAUCAAAGAGCGCAUGCUGGGCCACGGGUACGAGGCCGCCGGGACGCAACAGAUGCUGGAGCAGCAACAGCAGCAGCCUCAUCAUCACGCCCACAUCCAGCUUCCAGUCUACAGAUGAGACGCGAGGCAACUCGCUUUGAAAUCCAGUCUGCCCCCGUUUGGACAGAAAAACGCACUAAAUCUUUGACCAAAAUAUUCAGGAAUUCUCACCAAAACACGGAAUUUGAAUUUUAGCACGUUGCUCUAAUACAGGCGUAAGAAAAUAUGGUCAUGCGGCGUCUGCACAGAUUCGCUCCGUUACUUGACAAGUGUCGCUAGGGCAUCUUGGCCAUGAAGUUCUGCCUCCGCGAGUGAAAAUUCAAUUUGUGCUUUUACCCUCCCACACUCGAGGCUCUGCAAGGAGUAGCCACUCGUCUGGCCGCAUCCCUCAUACUGUAGCUCCGCCCCCAGUCGUUACAGUUACGAAAGCACCGGUACCACGGUGGAGGGGGCGCAGGAGAAGCAGCAAAAAAAUGCACACUAUGCCCCCCUUGAAGAAUUAUAGAUCAGCUAGUGGUUAGCAGUUGUACCAGCCCGUAUAAGUCGAACAGUGAUUUUCAAACGUUUUACACCAAGGACCACCGUGAAAAAUUCCGAGCUCUCCAACGACUGCCACAAUGACUAAAAUUAAAAUACAGUAGUGAGCAGACCUAAAGGUUCAGCAAAAAUGAGACGAGAAAUGACUGUUGCACCCCACCUAAAAAAAAAAAGUACAUGUAGUACUGUUGUAAAUCACUGGAACCUUAUGCACUGUCUGAAUAUUAACACUGCACUUAAAUAUAGGGCAAAAAAACUUCUGAUUGAUUAAAAUAAAAUGUAUUGUACAUUAAAAACAAAAACAAAAAAAAUCAAUGAAAAAAAAUCCUACCUAAAUGCUGAAAAACAAACCGUGCUAAUGUACUGAACGGACACGCUAAAUACAAAUGAACUGCACUUGGGCAGGGAUUCUUUGGCGUACCACCAGAGGCGAUUUUUUUUUUUUUUUAAUCACAGCCCUCAGGAACCCGAAGCAUUGCAUGUGUUUUUGAAUCCUUAAUCCAUUGUUUGACUCCCCCCGCCCCCCACCCUGAAAUUUGGGGUUGAAUUCCAAAUUUUGAGAGUCCGCCAUCAGUUUUCAGUCCCGUGUGUGAAAGGACUUUGCUAGGAAAACGGCAAUCGUGAGCCGAGAUGCUAAUUACUCUUCACACUGAUGUAGAGCGCUAACAGUGAGCAUUUUCCGCCACCAUCAUAAUAAUAAUUACAAUAAACACAGAGGUACUGUACUAGAAUCUGCUGACCCGCUCGUCGAGAAUCAUGAACACUCAGGCUUCUCCAAUAUGAUUCUUGCGCUCACUGUAUGGCGGUGGGAGUAGGGGAUAAAGAUGUGAAUAUUUUUUUUCUGUGUUGCGCAUUACUCACGAUGAUAAAUAUUCUGUCACGUUUUAGUUGAUUCUAACGUUGUCCGCCGCAGGUCAGGCUAAGCAGAACGUGCCCUUUGAUUGUGUUUUGACCUGGGGGGUGGGGAGGUUUCUUGUUUGUUUUGGGGUCAUUUUAAGAAACAAGCAUUCACUGAACUUACUGGGUUAACAGUUUCAAUCCAAUACAAGAGCCGAAAUUCUUCCUUCGCAAGUGUCGAGAUGUUUCUGAAAUUUCGAUAUGACUCUUGGAUCGGAUCUCACGAGACUGUGCAGGUGUACUGCUUUUUUGAUUUCCUCUCCACAACUCUGGAAUGUCGUGCCGCCGACACGCAAUUGAAAACAUCACGGCGGGUACUUGCUUGUGUGUCUGCACUGCUUGUAUUAUAUUUAUUUAUGUUGACUUGUAUAGGGGCUGGG